This is a messenger RNA of Cladocopium goreaui, 1572 nucleotides long. NCBI's taxonomy places the organism in Eukaryota, Dinophyceae, Suessiales, Symbiodiniaceae. The record is from the annotation of a GenBank genome assembly.
AUGGGCCGUAACCAGCACAAGUCGAAGAAGGCCCGUAGUAUGACUAUGCCAGCCAAUAUGAUGAUGAUGAACCCGAUGGCUGCUAUGAACCCGUUGCUCCUGCAACAGUUGGCCAGUGCAAUGAUGGCUCCACCUCCGCAUCAGCAGGUUGAGUCGGACUCAUCGUCUGAUGACCAUGAUGAUCGUCGAGCUUCUGGGUCUGUUGCUGUGGCCAAAGCCAGCAGCCAGGCCGCAGCUCUUCCAGCCCCUUUGCAAGAUGGACCUUCGCAGCUGCCACACCAGGCUGCAGAUGUGACUGCCCAGAAUGCCCAGGCCUAUGCGCUUCAGGCUUUGCGGGAUCGCCGAGCUUACUUGUUCAGUUCAGUGGGAGCUGACAAGAAGAUUCACAGAGGUGCUGCGAUGAUUCGCAAUCUUCCCAAGGACACUGGACUGGGGGUGAUAACAAAGCGUCUGUCGGAGCUGGUUGAAGCUUUGGAUGGGCAGCUUGACCCGACCGUCACCAGUGACUUGAGUCAGUCUGGAUUGUGUCGAAUGGUGUGGCUGCUUACGAAGCAGAAACCGCAGGUAUGUGUGUCCAGACUUCGCUGUGAAGACUAUGGGGAGCUGAACACACGUCUCCACCAGCGCCACUUGGUGAUUGCGCAGUCGUCUCCAGAGGUUCAAGCUGCUCUGCAGGCAAUCAAGGCUGAGGUCAUCCUGACUGAUGGCUUCGUCGGUGCAUUGGCAGAAGCUCAGGGUUGGUCGGAUGAAUGGAUGACUGUUCAAGAGCCAAAGAGCCGCGGGCGUGGCCCCAAAGCGGUUGCAGCUGAUGCGCAGCGUGAUGCCAUGCAGUCUCAAAGAAUCCCAGAGAUGAUGAAGGCUGCAAGUCAAGUGGCACAAGGUGCAAAUGCUGGUCCAGCUGCUCCGCUGCCAAGCCCUGUUCCAGUUCAAGUUGGAGGUCAAGUGCGCCCUCCGCCUCCGCGACCAGGUCAUCAAGUUGGUGUUGUUGCUGCUGGAAGCCCUCAGGCUCCUCAUGCUGCUGUGCAGAUGAUUGCGCCGGCUGUCAAUGCGCCGCGACCAGUUGCUGUGCCGAAGGUUGCUAUCCGACCGCCAGUGGCCAGCGCAAGUCCACAGGCCCCUGUGCAUCUGCCGGCGCCGCCACAGCCUGCAGCUGCCGUUUCAGAUGCGCCGCCGGAUCAGAUGGAGAAUGUGGAGAUGGAGGCGAAUCAGAUUGCUCCUGCUGCUGAUGCUACUGAUGGACAAGGCCAUGGAGUUGUUGAUGCUUCUGAUCAUGGCGAAGGCCAUGCAGGUGAUGAAGUCGUUGUGAAUGGUCAAGAGCCUCCCACUUGUGUCAUUUGUCAUGAGCCCCUGCGUGGUGCUGGGCUUGAAAUCCAGACGCUGCAAUGUGGUCAUCCGUGGCACCGAAGCUGCCUUGAAGAGACGUGGCGUGUGGGUGGGCAUGAGGUUGGAUGGUGUCCUUUCCGCUGUGAUGUGAGGGAAGCUGCACAGGCGAUGGCACUGGAGACUGGCGAUGGUGUCACUGAAGAUCGUCAGACGCCCAGUGAUCCUGCUGAGCCGGAAAUUGUUUUGUGA